Colletotrichum truncatum is the source of this 1203-nucleotide messenger RNA. RefSeq lists its product as uncharacterized. The record is from RefSeq and is a predicted model, not a curated record. Lineage: Eukaryota; Fungi; Ascomycota; Sordariomycetes; Glomerellales; Glomerellaceae.
AUGAAGAAAACACUACUAUUGGUCUUUAUCCACGGGUUCAAAGGAGGUGAUGACACCUUUGGAGACAAGGAAGGGUUCACAGAGCAGUUGCGUUCGCAGCUCGCCUCUGCGCUCCCCAAGAUCAAUGUAAAGCACCUCAUAUACCCCAAGUAUGAGACGCGCGGGGAUCUCGGAGAAUGCGUCAGCCGGUUCCGCGACUGGCUGCUGGAGAAAGUCAUUGAUAUGGAGGUCGCAAAUGCCACCCCAUCGCCUACAGUUGACCCCUCCGUCAGGAUCGUGCUAGUGGGCCACUCCAUGGGCGGUAUUGUCGCCGCAGAGACCGUCAUCGGGCUAACUUCUGAACACCCCAUCUACUCGGAAGAUGGCGUUGAGAAGGCUGAUAACCCAUCUACCUUCAACGGGCUGAUGUUCCCCUACGUCCAGGGCGUCCUCGCCUUCGACACACCCUACCUAGGGAUCUCACCCGGGGUAGUCGCCCACGGUGCCGAAGGGCAUUACAAUUCUGCGUCGGCGGCCAUGACGCAGCUUAGCGGUCUUGGGACAGCCCUCUGGGGUGCGAAGCAAGCCGGAUCCCCAUCGCGUGCUGGGAGCCCCAAUAAGGGCCCUGUCGCAGCCCUACCUGCCCCGGCUGCGCCAUCCCAGCAGAAGGAACAGCAAGGCGGCUGGGGUAAAUGGGGUAAGAUUGCCAUGGUGGCCGGUAGCGCAGCAGCCGUGGCGGCAAGCGCGGGAGCGGCAUACUAUAACCGCGAGCAAAUCACGCAAGGCUGGACGUGGGCGACCUCACAUCUCGAGUUUGUGGGUUGCCUGGCCAAAGGCGCCGAGCUGCAGAAGCGAGUGCAGUACAUGGUUAAACUGAACAAGGAGCUCGAUGUGGGCUUUGCGAACUUGUACACGCGGCUUGGGAAGGGUGCAGGAAACAAGGAUGUGAGUGUUGUAGGGACGGUGCUAGGAAAGGAUCGCACUUUCUGCAAUCUGCCCAAGAAGGCUAAUGGAGGAGUUUGGAAGGAAGCUGUAAAUGAUGCAGCUGCCGAAGAAACGCUGGCGCACAUGAACAUGUUUGAUCCCAAACAGAACCCGGGCUACGAGAGCCUCAAACAGGAUGCGGCCGCUCUGAUCGCCCAGUGGACAAAGAAUGACUGGUACGAGACGAGUGCAGAGGAUAGACCGGCCAUUAAAGAGGCUGGAGAGAGUGCCUCAGCCUGA